AUGGCACCACCAAAAUUUAAGUUACACAACAAUACUGGAAAGCUUCAAUCUAUUCCUCGUCCCAGAACCAUCCCAUCCGCGGAAAACGGAUUUUCUGUUGGCGAUGCACCGGAAGCAUCACCAUCUGAAGCCGAUCGGCAAUUCGAAGUUGAACUGUACUGGUGCAUCCAGCAACUAGAAUCAUCGCUCAAUCUGCCAAAUGUUCGUGAAAAUAACAAAAAAGUGGAGGAAACUUCCAAACUGAUCAACAAACUGAAAAGUGACUCGCAACCAAUCAUCCGUAAAAGGCAAAUUAUGAGAUCCACCUUUGGUGAUUACCGAAGUAAGAUGGCCUCCGAAGAGCAAACUUUGACUGUAAAUCCGGACAACGUACGGUUCGAAAAGCCGAAAGAGAAGACCCCAAAGUACCACUUUGUGAAGAAAUCGGCAAUUUCAAUCGGAGAAAACAACUUUAAGUUUAACUUCCCAGUGAACGUUAGCAACUCUGAAAACGCGGGAGCAGUCAAUGCUUCAUCAGCUGAGAAGCACGUUGAAGUGCAAAUUAUGCAUACGAAUGCAAACAAAAUUGUUCCGACGGGUAAUUUGUUUCGGUUUAAUUUUAAUAUUGAAUAG
Messenger RNA from Anopheles marshallii, 612 nucleotides. RefSeq names its product UPF0488 protein CG14286. The transcript is spliced from 2 exons. Bases 1 to 612 code for a protein of 203 amino acids. NCBI's taxonomy places the organism in Eukaryota, Metazoa, Arthropoda, Insecta, Diptera, Culicidae. The record is from RefSeq and is a predicted model, not a curated record.